This is a messenger RNA of Folsomia candida, 1550 nucleotides long. RefSeq names its product zinc metalloproteinase nas-4. The record is from RefSeq and is a predicted model, not a curated record. Bases 36 to 1202 code for a protein of 388 amino acids. Lineage: Eukaryota; Metazoa; Arthropoda; Collembola; Entomobryomorpha; Isotomidae. Gene Ontology annotation, molecular function: zinc ion binding; metalloendopeptidase activity. Gene Ontology annotation, biological process: proteolysis. The transcript has 8 exons.
CUCAAUAAUCAUAACACUUAUGUUUCUACUCAAAGAUGGAAAUCCACACCAGAUUUUUGCUGUUUUUAUUAUACGUGACAAUUUGUUUAAAUGAAAUUGUGUCCACAAACGCAGAGUCGGAUCCUUUAGAAUAUCUACAAUCUGUUAAUCGUGACCACCCAGUCGGAGCACCGCUGACGGUUGAGGAUUUUGAAAAUGGGGACAAAUUGGUAUCCACCCCACCAACGACAGCUUCAUCUGAUCCAAUCCAUCUGGCCAAUCUGUACGAGGGCGACAUUGCCAUGACAUCGACUGAAUUUCUAAUGCAGAAAGAGAAAAAUGCUGUCAUUCUUGACAAGCAUAAAUGGAAUCGAGGAAUUGUUCCUUACACGAUUUCAGCAGAUUUUGUAUCGGACGAGCGUGCCACAAUUGCUCGCGCAAUGUCGGAAUAUCAUGCAAAAAGCUGCAUCCGGUUCAAACCCAAAUCUCCGCAAAGUUCGGAUCGUGACUAUCUAGCCAUAGUGAAAGGACAAGGAUGUUCUAGUCACGUGGGUCGCCUUGGCAACGGCGAACAAAUCCUUAGUCUGGGUGCGGGUUGUGUUUCUGUGGGGAUUGCGUUGCAUGAAAUGAUGCACGCACUAGGAUUUUGGCAUGAACAAAGCAGGCCAGACCGAGAUCAAUAUGUCACGGUGUACUAUGAAAACAUUAAGGAGGGGAUGGCUUACAAUUUUCAUAAACAAAGCUGGGCCAAUGUCCAGAAUUUGAGCAGGGAUUAUGACACGGGUAGCAUUAUGCAUUAUGGGGCGUACGCUUUCUCCAAGGGGAAAGGCUUACCGACAAUUUUGCCAAAAAAUCCGAAUGAGCAGAUUGGACAGAGAAGGGAAUUUACUGUGACUGACAUUAAGAAAAUUAACACCCUUUACAAAUGUCCUCAAACUAAUCAAGAAGAGGAUAUCGCAGACGUGCAAGCAACGGAGAAACCAAGUAGCUCUACUGGUUGCCAAGACAACGGGGAACAUUGUAAAUACUGGAGUGAGCAUGAUGAAUGUGAAAGAAAUCCGAAAUAUAUGAAAGUCUAUUGCAGAAAGUCUUGCAACUUUUGCGGAGAAACAGACUGUCAUGACAGCAAUCGGCACUGCAACUAUUGGGCAUCCAUUGGGGAAUGCACAAAGAAUCCGAGCUAUAUGAAAAGCAAUUGCAAAAAGGCGUGCAAAACUUGCUGAAAGAACCUUUUUAUCUAUGUACUUCGUUUCAUGGUGUCGUGGGCAUACAGUGUGAUUAUUUUUUUAAGAUUCUCUGCUAGCAAAAUUUAAUCAUGUUUUUCAGAAAAAUUUAGCACAUAAAAUAAAAUACUUAUGUAGAUAAAAAUGAAAUUUGUUUGACGUUUAAUAUCAUCAUCAACAUUCAUAAAAAGUCAGUACUUGUGUUUGAAGAGGAAGGAACGUCUUGUCUUCAAAAUUAACCUAUAGUUUAUGACUUCUUUUAAUUUUUUCGUUAUUGAUGAAAAUGUUGUGAAACGGAGGACUAUUUAUUUAAGUAUGUAAGUAAUAAACUUCACAGUUUUAUUCGUC